This is a messenger RNA of Temnothorax curvispinosus, 1416 nucleotides long. Its product is annotated as cytochrome c oxidase subunit 6B2-like. NCBI's taxonomy places the organism in Eukaryota, Metazoa, Arthropoda, Insecta, Hymenoptera, Formicidae. The coding region runs from base 125 to 976 and encodes 283 amino acids. Gene Ontology annotation, cellular component: respiratory chain complex IV; mitochondrion. The record is from RefSeq and is a predicted model, not a curated record. Gene Ontology annotation, molecular function: 5'-3' exonuclease activity; 3'-5' exonuclease activity. The transcript is spliced from 2 exons.
UCUCAACUCGCCUCGAGAUUGCAUGACGUAACGAAGUCGUCGUCUGGCGCGGUGUUUCUUAGUGGCCAUUUUGUUCCCAACCGCAUAAGGUCCGUCCUUCAGUUCGGCCCUCCCGAUCAGCGUGAUGGACUCAAAGCGGUACGAACGCAGCGCCAGAUCGAAUACCGAAUCGCCACCUGCUCCGCCCUCGCCUCCCAUGUAUAGCACAGGUUACACCACGACACACGACAGCCACAAGAGCAGAGUCGGCAUGCGGCGUUCGCCCUCGCCUACGCCCUUGGACCACCAUCGAAGCAGUAGAUCCUCGCGGAACGACUCGCCGCCGCCGCCGCCGCCGGAGCGUCGCAAGCGCCGUCGCAGCGGCUCCAGGUCGUCCCCGGUGCGCUCGCACAGACGAUCCAGAUCCAACGACAGAGACCGGGAUCGCGACAGAGAGAGAUCACGCAAGUACUCCAGAAGAGAUAGAUCGCGAUCGAGGUCGCGCGGCAGGUCUCGCUCGAGGGACAAGAGACGAAGUCGCAGUCGUAAUCGCAGCAGAGACCGGCACAGGUACCGUGAGAGCCGCAGGCACCACGCCAGGGCAACCUCCUAUGAGUCCGACGCCUUGGAGGACGCCCACGGAGAGGGGGCGGGGAUGGUGAUGCGUCAGGCGGCUGUCGUUGCCCCGCAACCGAAUGCCUUCAAGAACGACGGUAGCUUUAUGGAGAUGUUCAAGAAGAUGCAGGAGCAGAUGCAACCCACCGCGCAAAAACCCACCACUUCGGUGCUGGAGGAAAAGCCGGUGGUGCCGCCGCCACUGAUGGUGGGCAAGAGGAGAGGUGGCAGGAUCCUAAAGACUGGUAUGGUGGCGAAACCAAAGACAGAACAGACGGUGGAACAGCCGAAGGACGCGUGGUCCCUUUACAUGGCGGAGGUGAAGAAAUACCGGGAGGUUUGCUGCCAGGAGGAGGAUAAUACGCGACCGUUAGUCAAAUAGGCUCUUCGACACAAUUCGCGUCGUCCCGUCUUUACGUACUUUGGCUCAUUACUUUUCUUCUAAGAUAUCUGUAGUUUGAUCGUUAAUCUUUAAAAAAAAAAAAAUCUUGGAACAAAAUACCUCUCCUCCAGACGCACCUUUCGUUCAUUUUGUUCUCGCCGCGAGCUUUUAUGUUUAUUCAAGCUCAACGCCAUGCGAUCUCUUUGUUAACGAACUGAACGAAAGAGAACGGAGAAGGGAGGAAGUGCCGUGAGAAACGGACUCAUUUGUGAUAUAGUGUCGUGCGUGCUUUGAGAGACGAAUGGACGAGAGCGAGAGAGAGAAAUGUAGAAUUUACUGGUAGAUAAAGGGGGUAAAAAAAGAGGGAGAGAGAGAGAGAGAGAAGGUGAAACGCAACGCAAAUCCGUGCAGAAAUUUAGAGAUUAAGUAAUUUAUGGCUU